AUGGCUGGCCCCUUAGAGGGUAUCAAAAUCCUCGAUUUAUCGCGCGUUCUGGCUGGCCCAUUCUGCACCCAAAUCCUAGCCGACUAUGGUGCAGAUGUGAUCAAAGUUGAGCAUCCCAAAGGUGGUGAUGACACGCGCCUCUGGCGCGAGGCAGGAGAGGAGAAUAUCUGGAAAUCAGAUGCCAAGGACACAUCUCUUUACUUCAAUACAAUAAACCGCAAUAAACGUUCCAUUUCGGUCAAUCUGAAGCAUGAGCAAGGAAGGGCUGUGGUUUUGCAGCUAGUAAAGAACGCUGAUGUCGUUGUUGAAAACUUCGUACCAGGCAAGCUGGACAGUCUAGGUCUUGGAUAUGAAGUCUUGAAAAGGGCCAAUCCCUCUCUCAUCUUAGCAAGUAUUUCCGGCUACGGCGCCGAUGGCCCAUACUCUCAACGUGCAGGAUACGACGUUAUAGGCGCUGCCGAGGGCGGAUUGCUUCACGUCACGGGCGAAGGGGAUGGACCACCCACCAAGCCAGGGGUCGGCAUCAUAGACAUGUGCACAGGUCUCUAUCUCCAUGGUGCCAUUGCGUCCGCACUGCUUGCUCGAGAGAAAACAGGUCUCGGGCAGAAGAUCGAUACGUCACUGUUUGAGACUACGAUUUCCAUCUUGGCAAACGUGGGUAUGGCCUGGUUGAAUCUCGCCAAGGAAGCACAACGAUGGGGCACUGGUCAUCCGACGAUCGUACCCUACGAAGCAUUCACGACAAAGGAUGCGUAUAUUGUUGUCGGCGCGGUCAAUGAUAGGCAGUUCCAAAUCUUGUGUGAGCGACUCGGAAACACCGAGUUGGCUGAAGAUUCUCGGUUUGUGAACAAUCAGUCGAGGAUUGAGCAUCGAAAGGAGUUGAAGCGCAUCCUGGAUGAAGAAUUCGCUUCCAACACGACCGCGCACUGGGAGGAUAAGUUUGAGGGAAGCGGGUUGCCAUACGGUCCGAUCAAUAACAUGGAGAAAGUGUUUUCACAUCCCCAGGCUAUUGCCAGGAAUAUGAUUGAGACUGUCAAGCAAGAUUCAGCGGUGUCAGGGGAGAUACAGGUCCUUGGUAUGCCAGUCAAGUUUAGUGAGUCUAAAACUUCAAUCAGACGGGCGCCACCGGCUCUCGGAGAGCACACGGAUGAUAUACUGCAAGAACUUGGCGUGUCCUCUACCACGAUAUCUAGUCUUCGAAAGAAUGGAGUCGUAUAG
This is a messenger RNA of Penicillium brasilianum, 1218 nucleotides long. The record is from the annotation of a GenBank genome assembly. Lineage: Eukaryota; Fungi; Ascomycota; Eurotiomycetes; Eurotiales; Aspergillaceae.